AUGAUAACGUUGAAAGAUUCAACAACGCCAUCCACAUCAGCUCCUGUUGCCGUAGUUGUUAAUAAUUGUGUUUACACACCAUCACACUAUCAAUUUCUUGCUCAAUUCAAAGAAGAAAGCAGCUAUUCCCCAGUGUCAUUUCUUCCUAAUCCUUGCGCCAUGCUUCCAUCGAAUCAAGAUGCAACUGUGACUUCAACAACGGCAUCCCGAGAAGAUUUUGGCGAAUACCAACCUUCGUUGCAUAUUCCUUAUUCAUUUAUGGCACCAAUGUCCUCAUCAGGAGAAAAUGCCACCAUCGAUAUCGAAUCAGAGAUAGUCACAACAAACCAACCAUCUACCUCCAUGAACAAUAACCACCAUCUAAAUAUUGACAACAACCAACCUAAUUUUGAAGAGACAAACAUCUUUCAUGAUUUUACAUCUACAACAACAACAACAACAACAACAACAACGCUACGAAAUCGACAACAAAAUCAUGUGGACAUGCAAUCACCUCAAUCAUUCCAUCAUUCUGACAUUAAUCGCGCAGCGACAAACACAUUUCAAAAAGUGCCUCCACAACCACCGGAUCAACAACAACAGCAACAACCACCACCACAAACCAUGGACUUGUCUAACUUGUCCAUCUUGUAUCCCUUAUCUGGUGUGGAUGGUCUUCUUCCUGUUGAUCAUGAUCAUGUGGAUCAUUUGAUUUCCUUUUUAAAGGGAGAUGGGUUCAAUCCAAACAACACCAUGGAUGGUCGUAUGACCAACAACAACAACAUGGAAUUACUUGUUCAAGCAAACAUGAGCAGCAUUAAUGAUCAUUCUAAAAUGUCGUUCAAGAACAUGUUGGUUGGCGGUCAUGAAGCUGCUACAUGUAACAUCGACACGACACCAUCCUACAUGCAUGAUACAUGUAUCAACAAUGAGCAGCAACAACAACCAACUCCGCUCGUGCAGGAUAACAACAAUGCGUUUACGCCUCAUUUUGCUUUCAGGAAACGAAAGAACACCAAACGAAAAAGCAUCUCAUCUUCACCAUCAUCCUAUUCUUCGAACUCUUUGGAUGAGGAUACACAACAUGUGAAGCAUGCCGAUCUCAUUCUUGACGAUGAGGAUAUUUCCAAUGACCAAUUCGCUUCUGAUCUGCAAGAUCAAGACGACCAUUCUCAUUCUCCAACAAGUAUUCGCAACAAAUCAUCAACAGGCAACACUAUUGGAGCUAAAGCUUAUCCAAAUGGGAGAAAACGAGCGAGCAAAGCAUGUUUGGAAUGUCAAAAAAGACACACUCGAUGUGGAUUUGAAAGACCAUGCGAUCGGUGUACCAAGCUGGGAUUGAAUUGUGUGGAAGUAGUUUCCACAAAGAAGAGAGGAAGAUCCACUGCCAACAUGAACAACAAGCACAAGUUGAGUGAGGAAACAUUGGAUCUUGCUCCAUCUCGAAAAAAGGAAAAGACAUCUUCCAGAGCACCAAAUCAAACUGCUUCACCAAGUUCAAAUGAAAGUAAUAUUGAGAAUGUUAACAAUGCUAGUGGUAGUAGCAUCAUUGAGAAGCAAUCCGAAUCGAGCAAUCCAAAUGAAGCAUCUUCAUCAUCUAGUAUUCCAAAUGGGUCAGAACAAGUUCUUAAUUUUGGUAAUAAUGGAACCAAAAAGAGAAACAAAUCGAAUUCCAACACCACAACUUCAAGGAAGAGAACUAAUCCAAAGAAAGAUCCAGAUUCGGCAACUUCUUCUCAAACCAAUUCAAAAUCUUCAAGCUCUUCAUCAUUGACAGGAAUUCAUCAAGCUGAAACCAUGAAUACAACCACGACGACAGCCUCAAGAACUACCUCUCCAACGACUGCUCAAGCACAUUCCAUGCCACAACCUCAUCAUCAAAAGCCUCCUCAACAACAACAACAACACAAAUUACUUCCUCGGGUAUCAUCCUCUUCGUCCUUUGGAACGCUGCUGCACCCAAUUCCUUCCAAUGUAUCCUCUAUUUCUUCAUCUUCGACCACCUCCUCUCAUUCUCCAAUUAAUUAUUUGAACAACAAUGCACCAGUAACAGCAGCAUCGAGCUAUGCUUCUCAACAGCCAUAUUCCAGCAAUGCUCUGACUCAACUUCAAUUUCCAACUCUUCCUUCAGCCAGUUAUGAACAAACAGGAUUCAUCAUGACUGGACCGAAUUUCCCCAAUAUUAGGUGUGUGAGCGAAGGCUUAUUGAGUCGAUUGGGCUAUCAAACGAGUUCUCAACUGACAUCUCUCACUCAAAUUUUCAGUUUGGAUUUUGUCAAUUCCGAACUCAUUCAACUCAAUCAAGAUAUUAAGGCUAGAGCCACAAUUCUUCAACAAGUGCAAGGAGGUGCUGAUUUACUCCGGCAAGGUCAUUUGAGAAUUCAAAAAGAAGGCAUUACCAACGUGAGAACGAUUAUGGGAAUGGAGCAAUUGAAAUUUAAAAUGUUCCACUCGUUCCGAGAGGAUCAACCAGCCUCGUUGGAAGCAGUCUAUGUAUUUUUGUUUUGGCAUUAA
Molecule: messenger RNA, 2493 nt
Organism: Naegleria lovaniensis
Lineage: Eukaryota; Heterolobosea; Eutetramitea; Acrasida; Naegleriidae
Exons: 1
Coding region: 1-2493 (830 amino acids)
Biological process (GO): regulation of DNA-templated transcription
Molecular function (GO): zinc ion binding; DNA-binding transcription factor activity, RNA polymerase II-specific
Source: RefSeq, a predicted model, not a curated record